AUGAACUGCAUUGGCCACUGCAAUUUCGAGUGCAUACCAACCUGGGCACAGGCCGGUCCCCUCAAGUACUUCCUCUACACCUCUUCAUACCAUUCCUUGCAUCACAGUAAGUACAAGUACAACUACUGCCUCUUUUGCCCGAUUUGGGAUUACUUGGGCGGCACGGUGCAUUCGACCACGGACUCAUUGCACAAGGAGGUCUUGGGCCAGAAGGAUCGCCAGCUCGAUGUUGUGUUUCUGGCGCAUGGCCAUGCCCUUCACUCCAUGUUGCACCUUCCAUGGUUGUCUCCUUUCCUGUGUUCGCAUCAGCACGAGCAGCGUUGGUGGAUGCUUCCACUGCAGCCCCUGACCUUUCUCUGGGUGCUCUUCUGCCGCCACUGCCUGUCGACGGCUUGCGUGCAGCGUUAUCACUAUCGUAGCACUCAGUGUGCCACGUGGUGCCUGCCCGUAACCGGCCACUUCUACUUCAUGAAGUCGCACAGGAAGCCGAUCUUUGACAUGGUUGUGAAGGCGGUCAAAGAUGCAGAUGAUGCAGGUGUUAAAUACUUUGGCUUGGGGGCCCUGAACAAGGCUGAGUUCAUCAACCAAGGAGGUAAAGACUUGCUGCCCUUGCUUGGCGACCGCAAGAUUCGCAUUGUGCACGGCAAUACCCUCACUGCCGCUGCUGUUUGGCAGGCACUCCAGGAGCACACGCAGCCGAAGGACGAGAUUGUCUUUGCCGGCUCCACGUCGAAGAUCGGUCGUGCCCUCUGCAUCCUCAUGGCUCGGCGCGGCCACAUGGUGCGGAUGAUCACCGGCUGCGAGGAACGAUUCCAGAAGAUCAAAGGAGAGGCUGGAGAGUUUGGCAAGAACCUCGUGAGGGUGCAGACGUAUGAAGAGGGUGUUGGCUGUGGCGUAUGGAUCCUGGGCAAGUGGAUGGAGCCAGAGCGUAUCCAGGCGCUGAUCCGGCCUGACUCACUGAUCAUCGACUUUGCAGUGCCUCACGUGAGCGAGGAAGUUGCAAAGAAUUUCCGCUACGUAAACGGCGCGGCUUUGAGCUACAGUCCGAAAGAGACAGACCUGACCUUCUGUCAUGAUGUCCCAAACACGGUGCCAGCAUGCUUGGCGGCGACGGUCAUCCAUGCCAAGGAGGACACGCAGAGACACGAAGUUGGCGAGGUCGAGGUUGACGAAGUGGAAGGAUGGUGGGAAAAGGCUUCUCGCCACGGCUUCCGCCUCGCAUACCGAGACUCAAAGGGACGCCGGGCAGGGUGCUGA
Molecule: messenger RNA, 1257 nt
Organism: Symbiodinium pilosum
Lineage: Eukaryota; Dinophyceae; Suessiales; Symbiodiniaceae
Source: the annotation of a GenBank genome assembly